Rhopilema esculentum is the source of this 1668-nucleotide messenger RNA. Lineage: Eukaryota; Metazoa; Cnidaria; Scyphozoa; Rhizostomeae; Rhizostomatidae. The record is from RefSeq and is a predicted model, not a curated record.
AUUACCAUGUCAUGUGACCACAGAAUAGAAAGGGACAUUUGCGAAAAUCUAGUGACAAGGCCCAGUUUUGCAAACGUGCUUUGAACAGGAGGAUGUCCGUGUCUGCAAUAUGUCGAGCUUCAAGAGCGUUGUCUCAGAAAAUUAUUCUAACGGCAAGGCGUUCUAUAUCCAGCCAAACAAUUGCUGCCUCAGUUCGCACCCUUGCAAGCCAGGCACAUGAUGCAAAAGCUCACUCGCAAGAUCCUGCAAAAGCAAAUUAUGAAGCAAGGUGCGAUCUAGCAGCGUGUUACAGGAUUCUUUAUAACCUUGGAUUCAGUGAAGGCACGUGCAACCAUUUGUCACUCUCUUGCCCUGCCAAAGACGGCUCUGGCAAAGUGAUGCUCAUAAUCCCAUAUGGUCUUUAUUGGACAGAGGUAACUGCUUCCUCACUCAUUGGGGUAAGCCUGAAGGAGCCUAAAAACCCUGUAGUAGUGGAGGAAGGUUGUGGCCAACCUGAUAUUUCGGCCAUGUGUAUCCAUAAUGGAAUACACCAAACACGUGCUGAGAGUGGAAUCACAUGCGUACUGCAUUCACAUGUUCCUUAUGCAACUGCCCUGACCUGCAUCAAAGAUCAGAAACUAGAAAUGACUCACCAGAACUCAACCAGGUUUUAUGGGGAAAUCUGCUAUGACAAUGGCUAUGACGGAGUUGCUACCAGCUUAGAUGAAGGGUUUCGACUUGGGAAAGUUCUCAAAGAUAAGACAGUGAUGAUGAUGGGUAAUCAUGGUGUCCUUGUUCUUGGUAGAACGGUGUCAGAAGCAGUGGAUCAUAUGUACUACCUUGAAAGGGCAGCACAAGUUCAGGUAUUGGCCAUGUCAACUGGAAAGGAUCUGUCUCUGAUUCCCGAUAAACUCGUGGAACAGAACAAGCAAUUUUUGAAAGAGAACGCUCGCCACUACGCAGAUAACCACUUCAAUGCCUUGAAAAGGACAAUCGAGAACGAAACUCCUUGCUAUAGAGAUUAGAGACUGUUCCUGCCUUUAUUGUUUUAGAGAAUUUGCUGUAUGAAGUAAUCAAUUAGAGUUUUAUGAAUGGAUUAUCAGGUACUAAAAUUGCAGCCAUAAGCGGACAAGGGUGCUGGGGGAGGCCAGAGCCCCAAUAGAAUCUUACGAAGCCUGCUCCUUUUUUUACUUUCAUAUUUCUACACGAUAAUCCCAUCAGAAAUUUAAGUAAAACUUUUGAAUAAGUAACAAGCUGAUAAUCCAUUUAAAAAUUAGGUUGAGAUUAUAAUUGAAUUCAAGCAGACGUCUGAUCUUCCUGGGAGUCGUGUUUUAUUUCUGGUUUAGCGAGCCCUGUAAAUGUGUUUUUAAUUUUCGUUUAAACUGAUAGAGCGAGGGGAUCUCCCUUAAUUCUAUAGCAGGGGCUGAGGCUGAGACCACUCCCUUUUUAUUUGUGGUACACGCCUUCUAUUUUAUUUGAACGAGGUGAUCUCCCUUAAUUCUAUAGCAGGGGCUGAGGCUGGGACCACUCCCUUUUUAUUUGUGGUACACGCCUUCUAUUAUAUUUGAGCGAGGGAUCUCCCUUAAUUCUAUAGCAGGGGCUGAGGCUGAGACCACUCCCUUUUUAUUUGUGGUACACGCCUUCUAUUUUAUUUGAACGAGGUGAUCUCCCUUAAUUCUAUAGCAGGGG